This is a messenger RNA of Syngnathoides biaculeatus (alligator pipefish), 1914 nucleotides long. RefSeq names its product distal-less homeobox 3b (gene dlx3b). The transcript has 3 exons. Lineage: Eukaryota; Metazoa; Chordata; Actinopteri; Syngnathiformes; Syngnathidae. Gene Ontology annotation, biological process: embryo development; regulation of transcription by RNA polymerase II; epithelial cell differentiation. Gene Ontology annotation, molecular function: RNA polymerase II cis-regulatory region sequence-specific DNA binding; DNA-binding transcription factor activity, RNA polymerase II-specific. The record is from RefSeq and is a predicted model, not a curated record. Bases 52 to 930 code for a protein of 292 amino acids.
CACACCCCCACACCCCAAUUUGAAAAAAGGGGAAGAAAAAAAAAACAAAGCAUGAGUAGUGAACAGUUAUACGAGAAGAAAAUCGCCGGUAUUCUGACCGACCUUCCCGGAUCUAUGAGCUCCCACCCGACCUCCAAGGACUCCCCGACUCUGCCGGAGUCCUCCGUGACGGACAUGGGCUACUACAGCGCGGCGCAGUCGGCCCACGGCCAUCACGAAUAUUACCAGGGCCAGGCGUACGGACAGCCCAUCAACUCUUACCACCACCACCACCAGCACCAGCACCAGCACCAGCACCACCAGUUCAACCUGAACGCCAUGGGAGCCGCCGGAGUCUACGCCGCCAAGUCCGAGUACCCUUACACGAACGGCUACAGGCAGUACGGACAUUACAACAGAGAUCACCUGCAGGCGUCGCCUCCCAGCUCAGUAAAAGAGGAGCCUGAGCCCGAAGUCCGCAUGGUGAACGGCAAGCCCAAAAAGAUCCGCAAACCCCGAACCAUCUACUCCAGCUACCAGCUCGCCGCUCUGCAAAGGCGCUUCCAGAAGGCGCAGUACCUCGCCCUGCCCGAGAGAGCCGAACUCGCGGCCCAACUGGGCCUGACCCAAACACAGGUGAAAAUCUGGUUCCAGAACCGGAGAUCCAAGUUCAAGAAGCUCUACAAGAACGGCGAGGUGCCCCUGGACCACAGCCCGAACGCCAGCGACUCCAUGGCGUGCAACUCGCCGCCCUCCCCGGCCCCGUGGGACAACGGGGUCAGCACCCCGCAAAGCCGAGCUCAGGUGCAGGCGCAGCCGACCCACAGCUCGUCGCCCCCCUACAUGGACGAUUACAGCAACCACUGGUACCAGCAGCAGGGACCCCACCUACAGCUCCCGGGCACCGUGCACCACACGGUGCAACCACAGAGCGUGGGAGCUGUUUAUUAACACGGACCUCCCCACCCCCACCUAUUUUAUAUAUAUAUAUAUAGAUAUCUAUAUAUAUAUAUAUAUAUAAUAUUUUUAAAACGAGGUCUACCCAAAAAAUGACUGUGCUGAAAGACCUUUUGACCGGGAGCAGACCUAAAGAGAUGAUCCAGACCAGAACUUUUUCUUCAUCCAUUGACAAAGCACAUAAGGGAUUUGUGAUCACUUGUAACGACAUAUUUAAAGGACAUAUGACGUUUUUUUCUUUUUUUUUUUAAGUUAUUCAACUCCUCUGUUAUAUUCCCCACGUCCUCCUUUUUUGUAAAUGGAUCGGAACGUUAUUUUUUUUUUUUUUGUUUUGUUCAAAACAAUAACCACACAAUAACGAGAGGGAGGGGGAAUGUGCUGUUAGUACUUUCCAAUAAUAAUAAUAAUAAUAAUAAUAAUAAUUCAUGCCGGGCGCCCCAUGAAACUCAGGUCAUAUUUAUAAGGAUUUGUAAAAAAAAAAAAAAAAAAAAAACAGUCGAAGGCUGUAAAUAUGUUUAUAUAGAACCACCGUUAUGAUCAUAUUUGUUUGAACGACUCGCUCGUGGUUCUCGACGCGGAAGUCAUUUUUAUAUUCAUGUCAUUAGUUGCCCCUUUGACCUUCUUGUCCUUUGAAUAAAGGUGUUAAUUACACUUUGUGUGUCCGGACCCUGUUCCUAAACGUCGCCCGUCUUCAAUUCCCCAAUCGAAUCAGAACCAAGAAAAAAGAGAUAUGAUUUUUGUUUCGCCCGACUUGCAGUGUUGUACUGUGUAUAGCUUGUGUUUUUUUAAAAAAAACGUCGUCGCGCUAAUUUUAGGUACAGACGGAGGGAAAUAUUACAAAAAAGCAAAUAAUAAUCAUAAUUUAAAGAAAGCUCCCGCGACCCUCGUGAGGAUAAGCGGAUCACAAAAAAGGAUAGGUGAAUUUAAAAAGGGCGAUAAUUCUUGAUGUAUUAAACAGUGCAAGCAUCCCUAAUGAAU